Musa acuminata AAA Group (dessert banana) is the source of this 3166-nucleotide messenger RNA. RefSeq names its product galactoside 2-alpha-L-fucosyltransferase-like. The transcript is spliced from 3 exons. Gene Ontology annotation, biological process: cell wall biogenesis; xyloglucan biosynthetic process. Lineage: Eukaryota; Viridiplantae; Streptophyta; Magnoliopsida; Zingiberales; Musaceae. Gene Ontology annotation, molecular function: galactoside 2-alpha-L-fucosyltransferase activity. The record is from RefSeq and is a predicted model, not a curated record. Bases 1472 to 3166 code for a protein of 564 amino acids. Gene Ontology annotation, cellular component: membrane; Golgi apparatus.
AGUAAGAUGAACUCCUCCUCCUCCUAGUCAACUCAGAUUGCUUAAGUCGACUUCUUCAGCACCCCCUCCUGGUUUUAUUAGUCGUCUAUGUUAGCCGGAAUGGGUUAUGACUUGAAGGAGAUCAGUAUCAUUCGUUGCAGCACAAGACAAAGUGCAUCUUAGCCAUGGGACUGAACGCACCACCUCAGAUUUUGACCGGCUAGAUUAUAUAGAAACAUUGAUGUCAGGGAAUCAGCAAAAUAAUCGAGUAACAUGCAUGUUUGAAGCUUCCAUUUAGUCUCGAUGCACUUCAAAAGAAAAAGUAGGGAGAAACCACACUGGCAUCAUCGCUUGGCAAGCAAAACCACGGCUUGCAAGAAGAGGAUCGAUCAAGGGGUUGGUAGAAGAACUCAUGCAAGCUGAGAACAUGCCCGAUCUCGUUGCCGGUUAAGAUUUAGGGGGGUUCUCAUUGCCGGUUGUUGACAGCCCCUAAUUACUUCUUUCUACAGUUAUUUAUCUGGAUAUGAUCUUUGUACGUACGUCAAGCCAUCCAGCUUCUUUCUUCAGCGCUUAAUAGAACGAGGGUGAAGUGCAACAGAAGCUGCCGGAUUUUGGAGAUGGCUGGGGAUUCGGAAGCCAAUCUCGAGAGGAACGGUUCCAUGACGUUGAUCCGGGAACGGGCGAUCCCAGUCGCCUGCUUGCUCCGUGUGCCUCUUCUGGUGCUCCUUGCUGGAUCAUUCAGGAGGCCAUCGUCGAAAUGGAUCCAGGAAGCUGCAGUAGGCGGAACAGAUACAAGAAUUCACACUACUUCCUCCUCCGUCGAGCCACCCAAGGUAACUUCGUUGGACGUUGACUGAGGCCUUAAUUUAUUUGACCCGACUCCCUAAAAUGCACCACCAUGUUGCAAUGAUCUAUCUUAUCAGCAUUCUUUUGUGUAACAAGAUAACUUUGUUUUCUUACAUGGUUAUGUUUCUUGCACCGUUCCUUCAUGCAUACGGGACCUGCAAGGCUGCGUCUCUUGCAGAAGAGAUCAUGGAGUCGAUUACGAUAAGCUGAAUCCCGUGUUUAUAUGUAUAUAUAAUCUCGGUGAGACCUUUGUUAGUGGUUGCCCAUGAACAAUGACGAUGGUGGAGGAGUGGGAGACAAGUCAUCGGAAGAAUUUUCCCAGCCAUGUCAGAGUCUCUCGAUUCCUCACAUUAAUAUUAGGGUUGACAAAUAUGUCACCUGAUUUCGACUGUAGGGCAGUAAACGGAUCGAGGAUCCCACUCGGGUCAUCGGAUCAAAAUUUCCGGUCCAAUAAGAUCGUGUACCGAUCGUUGGAUCAAAAGAUGGAUGUACGUUCGAUCCGAUGACCCGGCCCGGUUCGACUAAAUGGGUCAAAAUUGAUGCGCCUGCUCUCGACCUUGGAGAAACCAUCCAAAUCAAUGCGACGAUCACUUAUUUCGCGAACUCUAUAUAUAGAAGGGAAGAAUUCUAGGACGCUGCGGUGGUGAUGGAGACGAAGCGCUUGAGGAGGCCGCAGCAACCGGCGCCCGCCCCCGAUUCGGAGAGAGAGGGGCCUUUCUGGGCCGCCUCCGCGGCGGCGGGAAGGAAGCCGCCGCGCCUCAUGCACCUGCACCCCUCGACCGCGCUCCUCCUGCUCGCCUCCCUUUUGCUCAUCUGCAUUGCCCUGUCCGGAGCCCACCGCAGCUUUCCGCUUGACCGCCUUCGCGCAAAAGGAGGUUUAGAGAAUGGUACAUUUCCAUCCCUUGGUGGUCCAAAGGAUAGAUUUCUUCAUGGCUUGCUUGCUGCUGGGUUUGAUGAGCAAUCCUGCCUAAGCAGGUACCAAUCUGUGUUAUACCGGAAAGAAUCACCUCAUGUACCAUCUUCUUACUUGGUGGAGAAACUGAGAAACUAUGAAGCUCUCCACAAGAAAUGUGGUCCGAACACUGAAUUGUACAAGAAAGCAGUUGAGCAGUUGAAAUCUGAUCAUGGCACCCGAUCAACAGAGUGCAACUAUGUGAUAUGGAUAUCAUACAGUGGCUUGGGCAACAAGAUGUUGUCUAUUGCUUCAGCAUUUCUAUAUGCUCUCCUAACAAACAGGGUCUUGUUUAUCGACCGAGGUUUCGACAUGGCUGAUCUCUUUUGUGAGCCAUUUCCUGAGAGCUCAUGGCUUCUACCUCUGGAUUUCCCCAUCAAUGAGUUCGAUACCUUUGACAUGAAGACACCCAAGAGUUAUGGGAACAUGUUAAAAGACAAGGUUAUCGGUAACGGUGAUGAUGGUACUUCAACACACUCCCUGCCUGAUUACAUUUAUCUCCAUUUAUCUCAUGAUUAUGGUGAUUAUGAUAAGCUUUUCUUCUGCGAAGAUGAUCAGAGGUUUCUUACAUUUGUCCCUUGGCUGUUGUUGAGAUCGAACAACUACUUCGUGCCAUCCCUCUUUAUGAUCCCAACAUAUGAAGAAGAACUAAAACAUCUCUUCCCAGAGAAAGACACAGUCUUCCAUCAUUUGGGACGUUAUCUUUUCCACCCUACCAAUUCAGUGUGGGGUUUGAUCACCAGAUAUUAUCAAUCUUAUCUUGCCAAGGCAGAUGAAAGAGUGGGCAUACAGGUGAGAACCUUCGAAACCGAUGGUGGUCCAUUUCAGUAUGUGUUAGACCAAAUUCUUGCAUGCACUCAGAAGGCAAAGCUUCUUCCCGACGCCAGUGGCCAAGACACUGUGGUUUCGACCCCAAAAACCAAAUCAAAAGCUGUGCUUAUGACUUCUUUGAACUCUGGAUACUCUGAAAACAUCAGGAACAUGUACUGGGAGCACCCUACAGUCACCGGUGAAAUCAUUAGUGUCUAUCAACCGAGCCAUGAAGGAUACCAGCAGACAGAGAAGCAAAUGCACGACAUGAAAGCAUUAGCAGAGAUCUAUCUCUUGAGCUUGACAGAUGCGUUGGUGACAAGCGCAUGGUCUACGUUCGGGUAUGUGGCUCAAAGUCUUGGUGGUUUACGACCAUGGAUCCUCUUCAAGCCCGAAAACCAUACGGCUCCUGACCCUCCUUGCCGUCAAGCCAUGUCAAUCGAACCUUGCUUUCAUGCCCCUCCCUUCUAUGACUGCAAGGCCAAGACAGGUGCUGAUACAGGGGCUCUGGUCCCUUAUGUCAGGCAUUGCGAAGACAUGAGUUGGGGGCUUAAGGUAGUCGAUCAGAAUGAGUGGUAG